CCAAUUUAAAUAAAUUAUGCAAAGGAGUAUGUGCAUUUAUCCUACAAAGCUGUUUAGUCAUAUGUGGACUUCAGAGUAAUCUGCCUAUGGACCCAAAACAUACAAGAAAUAGCAGGGAGACAAAAACAAGAGAAUUAAAAGAUUUAUCUCCUUCACAAAGCCAAGAUGAUGGUGGGAAUACUUCAGUCUCACAGCUUCUUUUGGCCAGGAAUCUGGAUUUUGAUCAUAGUUUUGCUUAGAACAGCAAAAUCAGAAAAAGGGGGCUUCUCACUGCCAGGGCCAAUUGGACCUCCUGGGCCUCCUGGACCCCCUGGACCCCAAGGGGAAAGGGGAAACCCUGGGCCACCAGGCAUUUGUGGGUUUCGUGGAUUCAGGGGGCCUCCAGGAAUGAAAGGACCUUUUGGAAACACUGGUGAACGUGGAACACCAGGACCCCCUGGGCUUCCUGCAACAGAGCAAACAAAACAGAAAUCUGCCUUUGCUGCAAAACUGGGCAAAAGCUACCUCGAACCUAACCAGCCCAUUGUGUUCCAAGACAUUCUAUACAAUGAACAGCAACAUUUUAAUGUGUUGGAAGAUAUUUGGAACUUGAGAAGAUCCUUUACUUGGGAGGAAACAGGACUUCAAGCGCCAGAUCAUUUCCAAAAGCUUGUGAUGCUGCUGCUACCAUCUCAGUAUUAUAGCCACUUAUGGAAAGGUGUCUGGGGUUUAAUAGUUUUUUUGAUGUCAAGUGCAGAGGUUCAAGAGAGACACAAUUUUCCAUGUUGUGUACCAGGACCUCAAGGUCCUCCUGGACUCAAUGGAAACCCUGGUCAGAAUGGGUUCAAUGGAGAAAAAGGGGAGAAGGGGGACCCUGGAGAACAAGGUGUUCCUGGAUCUCGUGGUAUCACAGGCUUCCCAGGAAAACAAGGACCAAUCGGCCCAAAAGGUGAAAGUGGAGAAGCAGGCACUCCUGGCCUACCUGGGUUGUGCCAACCCCAACAGAAAUCUGCUUUUGCUGCACAUCUGGGAAAAAAUUAUCCAGCACCUAAUGUGCCCAUUGUGUUUCACAACAUCAUCUACAAUGAACAGCAACACUUUAAUGGAACUUCAGGAAUCUUCACCUGCCAGAUCUCAGGAGUCUAUUUCUUUGGCUACAAUAUGGAGACAAAUAAUAAUUCAAACAUGAUACUAGUGAAAAAUGGUGAAGCAGUGAUGGGAUCCUACCAGAUUACCCUAGAUGGUUAUGAAAAUAUGUCUGGAAGUACCAUCCUUAGACUGGAGGAAGGUGAUAAGGUGUGGUUAGAAGUAAAACCAGAUUACAAUGGACUCACUCACACUAGUUACUUUUUGGGCUAUCUUCUCUUUGUGUUUUAGGUUAUACAGCCUUUAGAGUCCUGAUUCAUUGUUAUAGAAUGUUUAAGAAUUUAGUCCGCUGAUUUUGUGACUCAGUUUAUCCCUAUUUAGAUGUUUAGAUCUCUCAUGUGAUCUGAGGAAAGCAGUAAUAUAUAUUCUGCUUCUACCACCUUCAUUGUUUCUCUUUCAAUGUGUUGGAGCUUGUAAGUCUGUUGCCCAGACUGUUCUAUGUAUUUAGAAUCUCUACUUUAGAAUCCUGAUUGUUCAAGAGUUAGACAGAUAUUAGAAUAACAUAUUGCAGAUUUAUAAUUCAUUUAGAAAGUUCAAAUCUAUUAUGAAGGGUUUGAAGUGGGAUAGUAGAUUUUUAUCAUACUGCUUGUGUUAAUUGGUUACCAAGUGCCAGAAUGUUUCUGUUAUCAGCAACAGUUUUGUGGGUAGCAAGUGUUAAUAAUGUAAUUGUCACUGUCAAUAUUAUCAGUAAUUUCACCUUGACUACACUGUUCCUAGCUCAAACAUGAAUCACACACACACACACACACACACACACACACACACACACACACAUCCCUAUCUGAAAUUAGGGUUAAAACUUGCAUUGGAAAAGGUGGACUAUAGGCCACAAAAAUCCAUGGUGUAAUAACUUGGUUAGUCUUUAAAGUAUCACAGGAAUUAUUGUUUUUGCUGCAACAGCUUAACAGGACUGCCCUAUUAGAAGGUAUUCAAGGAUCUGCUAUUGUAUGAAGAACCUACACAUGUAGUACAGGUGCAGACUAGGGCUGACAUCCUGUUGGAGCUUUCCAUUGUAUAACCAGCCCUCUGUGCAAGUUUUUGGACAUUUUCACAGUUUUGUUAAUGAGGUUUCCAUUACCUCCUUGUGCAAAUACUUUCUCAGGUGAUGCAACAGUCCACAGUUCUUCUGCUCUGUCUCCCCCUGCCAUCUUGGUUUCCUCCAAAAUUCUACAUUAUUGGCUCUCACCAGGAUCUCAGCCAAGGAUUGGCAAGAAACACAUAACACCUAUUUUGAAAAAUCUUCACUGGCUGCCCACUUGCUUCCGAGUGCAAUACAAGGUGUUGGUUAUUACCUAUAAAGCCCGACAUGGCUUGGGCCCAAGUUACUUGAGGGACCGCAUCUCCCCAUACAAUCCGCCCUGCACACUCAGAACAUCCAGGAGAUUCCAUCUUCCAAAUAUGUCUCCACAUCCCAGAUGGCCUUUUCAGUGGCAGCCCCACGAAUUUGGAAUAGUCUCCCUACGGAGCUCCAUCUCAUGACCCCCCUAGAAACAUUUAAAAAGAGGCUUAAAACCUUUCUUUUUUGCCAAGCCUUCCCCCCUGAGGAAUGAAGUUGAGCGCUCUUGAUGCCAUUGAUUCUCUGCCUUACCCUGUGAAUG
Messenger RNA from Sceloporus undulatus (fence lizard), 2723 nucleotides. Its product is annotated as complement C1q tumor necrosis factor-related protein 2-like. Lineage: Eukaryota; Metazoa; Chordata; Lepidosauria; Squamata; Phrynosomatidae. Gene Ontology annotation, molecular function: protein binding. The transcript is spliced from 6 exons. The record is from RefSeq and is a predicted model, not a curated record. The coding region runs from base 166 to 1356 and encodes 396 amino acids.